Gasterosteus aculeatus aculeatus (three-spined stickleback) is the source of this 1870-nucleotide messenger RNA. It is a transcript of the gene tmem38a, whose product is annotated as transmembrane protein 38A. Gene Ontology annotation, cellular component: membrane. Lineage: Eukaryota; Metazoa; Chordata; Actinopteri; Perciformes; Gasterosteidae. Gene Ontology annotation, molecular function: identical protein binding; potassium channel activity. The record is from RefSeq and is a predicted model, not a curated record. Gene Ontology annotation, biological process: potassium ion transmembrane transport.
UAAACCGGCGUUGGCAUCACUAAAUGUCCGCUGCAGCCUCGAUGCAGGGUCCGAUCCGGAUUGUGGGAUAUUUUCAUAAGAAGUGACGAAGGACACUCUGUCCGCACUGAAGCGUUGGUCGCUUGUCUCUGCAUUCGUUGUGUUUCUACGCUGCAAUCAAACCUGUGAUCGCGUUGAGACUCAGUGAAAUAACGCUUCAGUCGACGAUGGACACCGAAGGAAUAAAGCUUUUUUUUUUUUCAAUUUCAAGCAGCUGACGUCGACCUCCUGUCGUCUAACACGCGGAGCAGCUGGCAGGCUCCGCACAUGAUGAUGAAGAUGAUGAUGAUGCUGAGGCUGUGAACAUGAGUGGUAUUAAUAGCAGGGCUUGGGUGUCACAGGAUUUCCACUGUUGAGGGGUUUGUUGGGAGAGUCGGUGGUCGAGCUUUGGGGGGCUUCAACGAUCCAGACUGCGCAGUCGGAAUAACAAUUUGAAGAACAAAGUAAACAAUCAAAAAUACUAAACCGACAACAGGCAACAUGGAAGUUCUGGCAGCUCUCAAUUUGGGCGAUUUUGCCCAAGUUUUCUCCAAAAUGGGAAUGUUCCCCGUGUUUGAUCUCGCCUACUACAUAGUGUCCAUUCUCUACCUCAAGUAUGAGCCAGGCUCAGUGGAGGUUUCUCGCCGGAGUCCCGUGGCCUCCUGGCUCUGCGCCAUGCUCUACUGCUUUGGUAGUUACAUCCUGGCGGACAUCAUGCUGGGGACCAGCCCCCUCGACUAUUUCCAAUACAACAGCCACAUCCUGCUGGCUUCAGCUGUCUGGUACCUCAUCUUUUACUGCCCCCUGAAUCUCUUCUAUAAAUGCGUGGCGUUCCUGCCCGUCAAGUUGGUGUUGGUCGCCCUGAAGGAAGUCGUCCGCACUCGUAAGAUCGCCGCCGGUGUUCACCACGCUCACCACGCCUACCACCAUGGCGUUUUCAUCAUGGUCAUCGUGGGAUAUGUCAAAGGCUCUGGGGUGGCUCUCAUUUCCAAUUUCGAGCAGCUGCUGCGCGGCGUGUGGAGGCCCGACACCAACGAGAUCCUCAACAUGUCAUUCCCCACCAAAGCCAGUCUGUACGGAGCCAUCCUCUUCACCCUGCAGGAGGCUCACUGGCUGCCAGUGUCCAAGAGCACCCUCAUCCUCAUCUUCACCCUCUUCAUGGCCACCAGCAAGGUGGUGUUGACAGCACGACACUCUCAUGGCUCCCCCUUCGCCCUCAUCGAGUCCUGGGUUUGCCAUCUGCUGUUCGGUUCCCCUCUGGGCGGAUCUGAGGAAGAGCACCAGCAUCCCCCUGCUGCCGUUCCAUCUUCACCUGUCAAAACCAGGGAGGACGUGGGCGAAGGCACGCGCAAGAGGAAGGCCAAGAAAGCCGAGUAGGACGCAGAGCUGGGAGCUGCAUCGCGGCCUCCACGUGGUGGGACCUCCCAUUCCUUUCUAGGGGAAAGGGGUAGAGACCCUUUGUAUUAGAGCAAAAUGGUGCUUUCUGCAUUCUACACCGAACGAGGACUCUGUAAAUACCACAGCAAAGGCUCCACACUUACCGACCCCGGACAUUUUAAACCUAUUUAUUUAUGUGCUCGUGAACAUCUGCGUCCGCGCUCCACGCCGUGCGGUGAUCCACGUCCAGCAGCUGGUCGUAUCAGGAUGGCCUCUGGUCAACACAUCAGUCGCUGUGUUUCCGUACGUCUGGGAUUUUCUUAAAGUCCACCACCGAAACUUAUUUCAGUUAAGAAAGAUAUAGAAAACACAAACGAAUCUGACCCUCAAUCCGAAAUUCAAAUGUGAGUGAAGCAUCGUGUGAAAGAACAUUGAUGCUUUUUACAUUGUCAUUGAAUAAAAUCAAGAGAAUCAU